Molecule: messenger RNA, 1743 nt
Organism: Talaromyces rugulosus
Lineage: Eukaryota; Fungi; Ascomycota; Eurotiomycetes; Eurotiales; Trichocomaceae
Exons: 2
Coding region: 1-1743 (580 amino acids)
Biological process (GO): transmembrane transport; carbohydrate transport
Cellular component (GO): membrane
Molecular function (GO): carbohydrate:proton symporter activity
Source: RefSeq, a predicted model, not a curated record
AUGGCCGUCCUAGCCGGUGCAAAGGAGGCAAAGAACAGCCAGUCCCUGGUUGGUCGCAAAAAUGCCACCAAGCCUCACGGAAUCGUGGGCAUGGUCAAGAACCCGUACGUCUUCAUGACCUGCGUGUUCGCCUCUCUCGGUUGUAUGAUGUAUGGUUACGAUCAAGGAGUCAUGUCGCCUAUCUUGGUUAUGGAGAGCUUCCAAAACAAGUUUCCCGGCUUGAUGGGAUCGACCAUCCAGGGCUGGCUCGUGGCUGCGCUCGAGCUUGGUGCAUGGGCUGGUGCUCUUUUCAACGGAUGGCUGGCCGACAAAAUCUCGCGCAAGUAUAGUAUGAUGGUGGCUGUAUUGAUCUUCACCCUCGGCACUGGCCUGCAGUCUGGUGCUCAGUCGCCUGCCUACUUCUUCGCCGGUCGUAUCAUCGGUGGUAUCGGCAUUGGCAUGUUCUCCAUGGUCAUUCCGCUGUACCAGGCCGAGAUUGCGCCUCCGGAGCUUCGUGGAUCGCUGGUUUCGCUGCAGCAGCUUUCUAUUACUAUCGGUACUACCAUUGCCUUUUGGCUCGACUUUGGCUUCUCCUUUGUGGGUAGCAACAAGUGCAAGCCCGAGGGAAUCGCCAACCCUUAUCUCCCAGAUGGGUCGUACAACUAUGCACAGAACCACGGACACCCUUGCACUGGUCAGACGGACGCUUCCUGGCGUGUACCGUUGGCCUUGCAGCUGAUUCCAGCUUGGAUUUUGUUCUUCGGCAUGUUCUUCUUCCCCUUCUCCCCCCGUUGGUUGAUGUUGAAGCACCGCGAAGACGAAGCCCGAGCAUCGUUGAGCAAGCUUCGCCGUCUCGAGCCCCAUGACCCUCUGCUCCAGGCCGAGUUGAUGGAAAUCAAGGCAGCCGUCCAGUUUGACGAGGAAACAGAAGCGAUACUGAUUGGCCAAGGCGGCAAUUUUGCCCCGUGGAAGGCACUUUUCGCGCCCAACAUGUUCAGACGUGUGUUCUUGGGAUGUGGCAUGAUGGUGUUUCAGCAGUUUACCGGUAUCAACGCGGUGCUGUACUACGCGCCCCAGAUUUUCAGUAGCUUUGGCUUCUCGUCCACGACGACCACCUUGCUGGCUACGGGUGUCACUGGCAUUCUGCAAAUCAUUUUCACUCUGCCUGCCGUCCUUUUCCUUGACAAGUUUGGUCGCAAGUCGUUUUUGAUUAUCGGUGCCAUUGGCAUGUGUAUUUGCCACGUCAUCGUCGCCAGCGUCGAGGGUGUCUACGAAGACCAGUGGAACCUGAACGAACACCUGGCUGUCACGCAGGGCUGGGUCGCCAUUGCCUUUAUCUGGCUGUUCGCUGUCAACUUUGCCUACUCCUGGGGCCCUGUCUCCUGGGUACUCGCCCAAGAAAUCUUCCCCGCCAGCAUGCGCUCCCGCGGUGUUUCGCUGGUUGCCUCGACAAACUGGAUGUUCAAUUUUAUUAUCGGCCUGACCACCAAGGACAUGCUCGACACGAUGAAAUACGGCACAUAUAUCUUCUUUGCUGUCUUUAGUGCUGGUGGUGGGUUCUUCAUUUGGAAGUUUUUCCCGGAAACCAAGGACAAGACGCUCGAAGAGCUGGAUGUGUUUUUUGGUGGUGAUAUGGGCAGUAUUGCGGCAGCGGACCGCGACCGCAUGCAGCGUAUCUAUGAGGAACUUGGCUUGGCUGGGGCGACUGAGGUGGAGGAUUUGAAGAUGGAGAAGUCGGGGGCUGUGGUUCAUGAGGAGGAGUAG